AUGUUUUCAAAGCUCCUCAUCGCAUCUCUCGUCUCUCUCGCACUGGCUUCGCCCACGCCAGCCGGGCUCGAAUCUCGUGCGAGCAUCGACACGUCUACGCAUUGCGGACAAUGGGACACCGUCACUGCCACUCAAUACGAGCUUCUUCUUGACCAGUGGGGCAUCUCUGGCGCAACUGGUUCGCAAUGUGCCAGCCUCGUCAGCUUGAGCGACUCCACCAUCUCCUGGAAAACCAACUGGACAUGGUCCGAGGGUUCGGGCGGGGUCAAGAGCUUCACAGACAUUCAGCUCAACCAGGGCAUUAACCAGCAGCUGAGCGCGAUCUCCAGCAUGCCAACGACCUGGAAGUGGUCCCAGAGCAGCUCUGGUACCGUCGUCGCUGAUGUAGCAUAUGAUCUCUUCACGUCGAACACCGCCGGGGGCUCGAACGUCAAUGAGAUCAUGAUUUGGCUGGCCAACUACAACGCCGGGCCCAUCUCAUCCAGCUACAGCUCGAGCGGCCAGCCCGUGCCGGUUGCUUCGGACAUCAGCCUUGCCGGACAAUCCUGGAAUCUGUACAGCGGUUCCAACGGCGCGAACAACGUCUUCUCCUUCUUGCCCGUAAGCGGCACCAUCACCAGCUUCAGCGGUGACGUCAUGGAUUUCUUGAACCUGAAGCGCUGA
This is a messenger RNA of Phanerochaete carnosa HHB-10118-sp, 663 nucleotides long. RefSeq names its product glycoside hydrolase family 12 protein. The transcript has 3 exons. Gene Ontology annotation, biological process: polysaccharide catabolic process. The record is from RefSeq and is a predicted model, not a curated record. Gene Ontology annotation, molecular function: cellulase activity. NCBI's taxonomy places the organism in Eukaryota, Fungi, Basidiomycota, Agaricomycetes, Polyporales, Phanerochaetaceae. Bases 1 to 663 code for a protein of 220 amino acids.